Molecule: messenger RNA, 2543 nt
Organism: Ectocarpus sp. CCAP 1310/34
Lineage: Eukaryota; Phaeophyceae; Ectocarpales; Ectocarpaceae
Source: the annotation of a GenBank genome assembly
AUGUUGUUUGAGUCAAAACAACAGCUGUUGUCGCGGGAACCAGACGCGGGCAAUUCUAAGAUAUGUUCCUCCCUGCUGUUUGGGUUUUGUGCCGUCAAUCUCAAGGGGGGUGGCAAGGGGGGUUACCCCACGAGCAACAUUGACCCGCUUUCGGCUGUGAUACGUGGGUAUGAAGUUCAUUUCCCAGAGGAUGACAAGACUGUCUGCGACCGGGUUCGAGGUGAGCUGAGCAUGCUGUCAGUUCUGAGAGGCCCGCGUCUUCACCAACUCUUUGAGAAUUGGCUUGAGCGUCACAACGCGGGGAGUUUGCUUAAGUUUUGGGUGGAAUGUGACGAAUACAACAGCUAUGCGCAAAGAUCGGCGAGGCAUGCGAAGCUCCAGCCUCGCGCCCUGAGCAUCUACCAGCCAGCAGCUCUCAGCCCCGUGACCGUUUCACGCCUUGCGCGGUACGCUUGUUUCUUUUCGAUCACGUGUUGCUUCCAGAGGUACUUGAAGCCCGGGUGCGCGCCCAACAAGUUGGAGCUGGACGUAGGGACCUGCGAAGACAUCGCCGAGACCUUGUACUCUCGGGGUAAGGCCGCCGGAGGGGGUGUGACCUUCAAGCUGUCGCGCAAAAGCGAUGGCCUGCACACAAUUUUUCACAGAGCCAUGCGGAAGACGUUCCAAACUCUUCUGUUGGACUACUUACCGGAUUUCCUAGCCUCGCAGCCCGCAGACUUCUGGCAGGGUCUUGCAGACAUGGGCACCAACGGGGAAGGGGGUCACGACGGGCUGGCAGGGGGAGAAGGCAGGGUGAUAAGCGGCGGCCCUCCUGCCGAUGCAGGGCAGAGGGGCCAACAGCCCCCACAGAUGAAGAAGGUGUGCACAUUCUUUCAAAUGGCGAAGAACCUCGCCGAACGGCUGGCUAGUGAAAUAUGUCAGCUCCAGCUAGUAGACGCUGAACGCGAGAGUACACUCUCGUUCGCGGGGACCCCCGAUAACGGGAUCGCGGAGAGGGCAACCCGGAAAGGUCCGAAUGUCACGGCAAAGGACGCCUUUCUUGAGCACCCAAAGACAGCGUUCCACAUCAAACGGUAUCUGGCCAGCCUGUCUUCUAUGGGAGCCAGAAGGGGCGGCAGCGUGGACGUCGGCGAUCGAGACAUGGGCACCAGGUGCCUUGACUGCCUCGAGCAGAUUCGUGACUUUCAAAAGGCCACCACGGCGGAGCAGAGGCGAAAGCGCUGGGCGGUGAUCCGAAUGCGGUACUGCGGGGAAGGGGGAAUCUCCGCCCCGACCUUGGACGCAUUGGCAAUGAGCGCUGCUGCCGAUCGCAAGGACAACGAGGACAACAGAAAUCGACAUAACAGCAGUAGCAGAAUUCAGCCUUCGUCAUCACUAUCAGCGUCUGCGUCGGAGGAGUACCAGCUGGCGAGCAUGCUGGACAAGGCACACGACGAGAUUGUGGACAUGCUUAUGACGGAGCACCUUGCGGGCUACCAGAACGCUGGAAACUACACGGAGAGGAAAUCGGGCCGUAGUUUCCCGCCUACUGCUGCUGCUGCUGCCACGGCAGCUGCUGCCAUCACGGUCGCUGACCAAGCUGGGCACGAGGGAAACGCGCAGCCGGAGGCACGCCGGAGAUACUUGGGAGGCAGUGGCAGCGUCAAAGGAGGCGCAAGUGGGAAGAGAGAGCCGAUCAGAGACCCAACCGCGCGACCGGCGAACGCCCAGACACGAAAGAGGGAGUCCUACAAGCUUCCCGAGACGCGCCGGCACAGCAGCAGCGACGAGAAUUCUCCGCAAAGACCAAAUUUUAACGGCAGCAUUGGGAGCAGUACCUUCCGACUGAUCAGCCCGGGGGUGCCAAGGAGAAGACGUACCGAGGGGGGCGGCGUUAACCUUGGAGGUGGCACCGUUACGACAGUGGGAAAACCUGUUCGCAGGUGCAUUACCGAAGCGUCAGGCAGUGCGUGGAGCAUACGGGCCCAGGAAAACAGCGGCCGGGAGAUAUCCCAAUCGAGGCUAGCGGUACUGCCGCCGUUAAGUAAGGCAUCGAGAUUCCCCCAGGCUGUUAUCGAUGACGGUGCCGUCACUCCUCUCACCUCCCCUGUCGUCGGUGCUGAUCCUGGAGGGGCUGAUAUUGGCAGUAAAACUCACACGGGUGAUGACGGAUACAGCACGGGAAGCAAGGAGGAAAACGCUCAACACCAGAAUUAGCAGCAGCAACAGCAGAACAGGCGGCGAUGCGAGCCUUUAGAGCACCCUCAUCGCACAGCGCAUCUCCUAUCUCCCGACCGAACGGGAAAAUGUAGCCGGGGCUUGUGGGACGCCUUUGAGCAGGUGAGAGUGGCAACAGUCAACCGGAAGGACGACGAACCCCACGACACAGGGGAGGGCAAGGAGGACGGAGAAGGGUGCGAACGCGGACAGGAUGGGUGGGACUUAGUUGGCCGUGAGACGAGGGGCCUCGGGACAACCCGCGGCACCCACCUCCCGCAAAGCAAAAAUGCGGGGCGGAGAUACACGUUCUCGGGACCCUUCUACACGAUCGCCAACAGCGGUCG